Messenger RNA from Anopheles merus, 1467 nucleotides. RefSeq lists its product as uncharacterized. Bases 93 to 1331 code for a protein of 412 amino acids. The record is from RefSeq and is a predicted model, not a curated record. The transcript has 2 exons. NCBI's taxonomy places the organism in Eukaryota, Metazoa, Arthropoda, Insecta, Diptera, Culicidae. Gene Ontology annotation, molecular function: RNA polymerase II cis-regulatory region sequence-specific DNA binding; zinc ion binding; DNA-binding transcription factor activity, RNA polymerase II-specific. Gene Ontology annotation, biological process: regulation of DNA-templated transcription. Gene Ontology annotation, cellular component: nucleus.
CAAACAAUAACAAGCCACGGCUACUUCCAGCGGCGUUUCGAUUCGACAUCAAAAAACGAAUCACGGCAUUGGUAAAACAAACGAAUGGUGAAAUGGCUACCAUAACGCUCCCCAGCGCGGACUGUACGAAGUUUUGCCGCUUCUGUCUGUCGGAGAUUAAUCUGCUGAACGUGAUCGGACCCAGCGCGGCCGAACAGGAAUCUCACGGGGAGUUGUUCCGGCUGGUGAAAACCUAUCUGAAGCUGGAGCUGGUUCCCGCCAAGGACUUCCCGAGCGCGGUGUGCGAGAUGUGUAUUGCGCUGCUGCACGAUUUCGACACGCUGUACCAGAACGUGCACGACCACCGGUACGCGCUGCGGCUGCUUCUGGAGACGCAGAAAAGCGAGGACGUAGAGUCGUCGAUUCCGGUGAGCACGAUCGAACCGAACCUGGUGGAGGUGUACGAACCGCCGCCGGUGGUGCUGAUCGACACCGGGAAUAACGUGGUGGAGGUGAACACGGACGAUCAGAUUGUGCUGGAGGAUGGCAGUGUGGAGGGCGAAACAAACGAACAGGAGGAGGCACAGAUCGACGUGUACCAUGUCGAUGGUCAGCUGCAGCACAUCGUCAUGGAGGGUGGCACUUACAUCGAUUUACAGCCUUACCGGCCACCGAAACCAGCACCUAUACCAAUCGCAACACCAGUUCCACGUUCACUACGUACUAAUAAUGUACUGAACACUUCCCUCCCGAACCGCGGUUCGCAGAUGCAGAGUAGAAAGCGAACCAACGCAGCGAAUGCAACUACUGGGGCGGCUCAUUAUCCUAAAAAGUCCACGCCAGCCUCCUAUCAACCGGUUCCGCCCACCCGGAUGCUGAACGGAGAACCGGCCAGCCAGCGCCCAUCGUCGUCCCAGAUACAACGACCGAAAGUGCAGCAGCUCGACACGGCCGCUGCUCCGACGAACCAUCAUCUGUACCGUUGUCCCGCCUGCGGCAAUCUGUUUGUCGAGCUAACCAACUUUUACAACCACAGCUGCACGAAGGCACCCUCGCAGGAUGGUGUCGCCUUUGCCAGCAGCAACAGCCAAAGCCAACCGGCCCGGACGGCGGGCUCGGCCGUCACCAUCACGAGCGAGGGCCAGCGGUUUCAGUGCAACCUGUGCGACAUGUCCUACCGCACGAAGCUCCAGUACCAGAAGCACGAGUACGAGGUGCACAGAAUAAGCAAUGAAAACUUUGGCAUCAAGUGUACGAUUUGCCACAAGCUGUUCUCCCAGCGGCAGGACUAUCAGCUGCACAUGCGAGCAAUACACCCGAAGCCGGGCGUGAGCUUCGUGAAGAUUCUUUAAUCGAACGCUUUAGUAUUAAUUACCCCCCUUAGGGUACGUGUGUGUGUGUGAGUAAACUCAGCGGGGACAUGGCAACAGCGGUGUUCCGAAUUUCAUGAAUUGACGAAUAAACUUAACUUCUACGUAACACAUUAAA